AUGGAGACCACAGUGGAGCCUCCUCGCCGACGAAUGUCCUCGGACCUUCGCAGCAUCAGCUCGCCCUCAGCAGGCGAAACCUGUGAAGCGCAGGAGUUCUCAAAGGAGACGUUUGCGCUCUUUGGCGACGAGAUUGUUGGUGCAAAAUGUGAGCCAAGGGAAGGAUUCCAGAAUAAGGUGCAUGAGCUUCUCCGUGAUUUUGAUGAGCUUCGCAGGCCGUCCUUGCGGAAGAAUCUCUCUUGUCCAUUCUCGGGGCGCCCGAGAUCGCAGACUGAAGAAAGCCCUUUGUCUUUUGCCCGCAGGCAGAGGUCAGAAGGCUACGCAAGCGAAGGCGUGAAAGCUGGAAGAGCAAGAGGCUCUUCUUGCUUGAAGGAGCUCAAUGCAAUGAGAGGGGAAGUUGACGAUGACAUCACAAAGAUUCAGAACAGCGUUUGUGUAUCCGACAACGCCGCUGCGGCCUGUAUUUCCUUCAGCACGGCUGCUACUACGCAAGAGCCAGAUGCCUCGGGCGACUGCGGCGAAUGGCAGUAUGAGACCCUAAUGGGGCCGUCCUCUCGCUGUACUUCUUCCGUCUCCUUCCAGCCGCUCCCCGCAGCGAGUCCUUCCUCCACGCUCAUCCUGUUAGAUUGGGACGACACGCUCUUCCCUACAACUUGGCUCGAGUCCAAAAAGGCCUUCAAGAAUGCUAGCAAGGCAUGGCAGGAUGAGCAGCCAGAGGUGCACUUGAGCGCUGAAGAUUUGGGUGCCCUAGAGGAGAUGGAUGAGACAGCCAGGGCGCUGGUCCAAACAGCCGCUGAAUUGGGUGAAGUUUGUUGUGUUACCCUUGCGCAGCGACCAUGGCAAGAGGUGUCCAUGAAGGUCUUCAUGCCCAAGCUCCACGAAGUCUGGAAGGAGCUGGAUAUCCCUGUGCAUUAUGCCAGCGAAGAGCCUGGCUGCCCUAGACUGAGCAGCUCUGGCCCUGCCGCCCGUGCGAUCGUGAAGGAUCCAGCUGAAUUAAAGCACCUUCAAGAACGACAGCAAGUGGCGAAGAAGAUGAAAGCUAUGGAGAAAGUCAUCAACCGCUUCUACGGGUCAACUUGGGAAAACUUGAUCAGCAUUGGUGACGGAGAAGCAGAGUGGGAUGCGGUCCACGAGUUGGUGUUCAACCAUGUCAACCCCACAAGCGACAGGCCAGAACAGGAGCUACACCUCAAGACUGUCAAGUUGUUGGAGGAGCCCACCUGCUCUUUGCUCCAUGCACAGUUGCAGGUGAUCCACGCCUGGCUUCCAUCAAUUGUGAGCCGGGAAGAGGAUCUCAACACCCGCUUGCCCGAGAAUGAAGAAGAAAUUCUAGCAGUGCCGGCGUUUCGCCUGCGGACCGAAGCGAUUGCUGCAGCAUUCUUGCCGAAGCGCCCCGAGGCAAGUCUGGAUCCGUUGCUCUCUGGCAAUACGGAGUCAGUCAAAGAAGCGCAGGUGGCACAUUUCGAGGAGCAGCGGCGUCAGCGUCUUCAGAAUAUUGAGAUCUCAUCAACUCGUUUGUCGCAGGGCAGGAGUACGUGGGGUGCAGAUCGCGAGGUGAAGCAACGCAACUCUCAGGCCAUCGCCAGUCUGACGGCACCUUUGCCUUGGUUUCGCCCUGAUGAGAAGGAUCCAGAAAGCGAGAAGAGCCCAAAGAGUCCGAAGAGUCCCAGGAAGAAAAGAGGCAUGUACGCAACUGCAACGGACCGCUGGGAUUUGUUUGACAAGAGCCUGAGGGGCACAGGUGUCGAGCGGUCCCCCAAAAGUCGCUCACCGCGACGGGUGGAACUCGAUGACCACGAUCUCUUCAAGCUGAGCUUGGCUGAACAACCUCUCCUUCCAGAGGAUCCAGUUGAGGCCUAUUUCCAGAGUCAAGACUGCAGGAUAGAUGAUGUACACUCCUACAAGAAGGGCAGCGUUUUCUGCAUUCCUGAUGAAGCCGAAGUCCGCAGAAAGAGACCCUCACGCCCAAUAGCAAGAGCUCGGGUUCAGUCCUUCCGGGACCCAAAGGCGAUGGCUCGUGUGGCCUCCUUCCUUGAGGGAGAAAGUCAGGAGCGGCGGCGGUCCCAGCAAUCCGAUAGCUUGGAAGAGCUGCCAGAGAGGCCUGAUCUGCUUGACCAAUUGUCAAGGCAAAAGAUGAGCCAACUUCGAAGAGACGCAUGCCAACUCAUGAGAAUGUUUGUCUUUGGGGCUGUAGGCAAUGAGAAUUGCAAAACAAAGAGAGAGAGGGAGAGCGUGUUCUUUGAGAGUUGCGGCACGAAGGAUGACAUGCCAAAGCUCUUGAAAGCGUGGGACAAGAUAGACCCGGAUGAUGCGGGUCGCAUUGAACUUGCUCAAGUGCAGCGCUUUGCGGAUCGUUUGAUGAUCGACUUGGCUGCAGCGCAUAAAUGGCUGGAGAGCAAUGCCCUAGGCGCCCAAGAAGAUCCGCAAAGCAUCUUGAGCCGAAUGCCACCCUGGAUUGCCAGCACAGCUGAGGAGCGCUCCCGCUUUGUCCAGAAGCUUUGCGAACGCCUCACCGCGGCCCUCUCUGCAGCGCGAAAGCCGAGCUUCAGUUUGGAGGACAUGAUGCGGAUCAUUUGGCCUUGCUCCUCUUCCGCGGAUUUGGCACAGAUGUCAGCUUGGUGCGAAGAGAUCAACAACACCCGCGACAAAUGGCAGGUGACUCCACCACCUGUUCUGCCUGCAGAGGCGAAAGAUGCGCUACAGGCAGUGUUCGACUACUUCGACAAAGACGGCGGAGGGAAGAUCUCUGCCAACGAGCUCGUUCUCUCUGGCCUUGUCGACAAAGCUGGUGCAAGUGAUUUCGUGAGGACUGCAGCUGGCCCUACUGGGGAGAUCGGUCUUCGAGACUUUUGCGAGAUGCUUUGUCCGCAUGGCUACCGUGCAACACAAGAGUCCGUGGUUGGCAGCACUGUGCUUGGCCGAGCGGCGAGGUUGGACAAGACAACGGGGACAUGGCGACUGAAGGGCGCGAAGCCCAUUGCUGCCGUGCGCUACCGCUAUAGCAGCUUUGGACGAGCCUCACGGAUGAAGUUGGGCAGCAUUUCGGGAGGCAAAAUAGAAGGCCUAAAGUGA
Messenger RNA from Durusdinium trenchii, 3072 nucleotides. The record is from the annotation of a GenBank genome assembly. NCBI's taxonomy places the organism in Eukaryota, Dinophyceae, Suessiales, Symbiodiniaceae.